ACAGAGCGUCAGAGCAACAAAUAUUAUUUGUUGCAAAAAAUAAGUGUAUAAAUAUAUAAAUAUCAAUUUAAAUUAUAAUAUUUUUGUUGGGAAAAAAUAUUAUUUGUUCCAACAAAAUGAAGGGAUUUAUGAUCAUUUUGUUUUUCACUUGUGUUGCCAUGGCUCCCGUUCUCAUGGCUCAUAUUGGUGACUUCGAUGAUGUGUGGCGGAGGCGUCACUUAGAAGCUCGGGAGCAUGCCCUCAACACAUAUGAAUCUGAUCCUUUUAAUGUCACGGUUGCAUUCAACCGUGAAGUUCAGAAGGUAUUAGAGAUAAGGGAAGCCAUAGCAAGUAACAGCACAACUCGGAGGCUACUAAGAAGCAAGCAUUAUAAAGGGCCAUGCAACGCUACAAAUCCAAUUGACCGUUGCUGGCGGUGCCAUUCAAAUUGGGAAAGUAACCGGAAAAGGUUGGCGGCGUGCGGGCUAGGGUUCGGGCGGAAAGCCACCGGCGGCAAGAACGGGAGGAUCUACGUGGUGACGGACAGCUCGGACAAUCCGACGGACCCCAAGCCGGGGACCCUCCGUCACGCGGUGAUACAAAAGAAGCCAUUGUGGAUCAUCUUCAAACGCGACAUGAUCAUCAGGCUUCACCAGGAGCUGAUAAUGCAGGGGGACAAGACCAUCGACGGUCGCGGAGCGAGGGUCCACAUCAGCGGCGGCGCCGGCAUCACCCUCCAGUUCGUGAAGAACGUCAUCAUCCACGGCAUUUACAUCCACAACAUCGUGCGAGGCAGCGGCGGCCUGGUGAGAGACGCGGAGGACCACUUUGGGCUCCGCACCAUGAGCGACGGCGACGGCAUCUCCAUCUUCGGUUCAUCUGAUAUUUGGAUCGACCACCUUUCCAUGAGAAACUGCCGGGACGGCCUCAUCGACGCCAUCGAAGGCUCCACCGGUAUCACCAUUUCAAAUAGCCAUUUCACCGACCAUAACGAGGUAAUGCUGUUUGGUGCUGCAGACAGUACCUCAAUAGAUAAGAUGAUGCAAAUCACGGUUGCAUUCAACCACUUCGGAAAAAGAUUGGUGCAGAGGAUGCCGAGGUGCAGAUGGGGAUACAUCCACGUCGUCAAUAACGAUUACACUCACUGGAAUAUGUACGCCAUUGGGGGUAGUAAGAACCCGACCAUUAUCAGCCAGGGAAACCGAUACAUAGCCCCUCCACAUGACACCUUCAAGAAAGAGAUAACUAAGAGGCUUUACGCGACGGAAGGUGAGUGGAGUCAGUGGACAUGGAGAUCACAAGGAGAUGUGUUCAUGAAUGGGGCAUUCUUCGUGGAAUCAGGAGAUCCAAACUUCAUCAACAAGCAUCCUCAGUUGUAUGAUGGCAUAACAGCAUUUAAGGGAGAGGAAGUGACUUGGUUGACCAGGUUUGCAGGAGCACUCCACUGCAAGGCAGGUCGAAAGUGCUGAUCAUUCACUCUCAUUAUCGAUCUAUAUAUUCCCAUUUAAUGGCACCAACAAUAUGUAUAAUUACGCCAGCCUAGCUCUGUUACUAAUAUAUGUACCUAGCUAGCUAGCUAGUCUUCCAGUUUCAUUUCACAAUUAAAUUGUAAUCAUUCCCAUAUAAUAUAUGAAUCCCUUUAUCAACAA
Molecule: messenger RNA, 1628 nt
Organism: Ipomoea nil (Japanese morning glory)
Lineage: Eukaryota; Viridiplantae; Streptophyta; Magnoliopsida; Solanales; Convolvulaceae
Product: probable pectate lyase P59
Exons: 3
Coding region: 117-1448 (443 amino acids)
Molecular function (GO): pectate lyase activity
Source: RefSeq, a predicted model, not a curated record